Fopius arisanus is the source of this 1279-nucleotide messenger RNA. RefSeq names its product cyclin C (gene CycC). Gene Ontology annotation, biological process: positive regulation of transcription by RNA polymerase II. Gene Ontology annotation, cellular component: mediator complex; nucleus. Gene Ontology annotation, molecular function: cyclin-dependent protein serine/threonine kinase regulator activity. The record is from RefSeq and is a predicted model, not a curated record. The transcript has 5 exons. NCBI's taxonomy places the organism in Eukaryota, Metazoa, Arthropoda, Insecta, Hymenoptera, Braconidae. The coding region runs from base 250 to 1050 and encodes 266 amino acids.
UCUAGUCAAUCCUCUUUGGGAAUUUCACUCUACAAUUUUUUUCCCACUCAAUUUCAAUAACAGACUAGCAACAUUACGAUUACGCAUUGAAAACAAAUCGAUGGGAAUGAAAAUACUUUUAUAUCUAACAGUCAAAAAAAUUGUACAACUUCUCCAAUAGCCAUAAAUUCGGGAGAAAGAUUCAAAUGAUAAUUGUGCAUGGUCCAUGGAAAAAUCGUAACCUCAUCAGGUGAUUUCUAGCUCCAGAGAAUGGCUGGGAAUUUUUGGCAGAGCUCUCAUCACCAGCAGUGGCUACUGGAUAAGCAAGACUUGGUUAGAGAACGUCAACACGACAUCUCAAUCCUCACCGAAGAAGAAUAUCAGAAGUUGUUCAUAUUUUUUGCAAAUUUGAUCCAAGUACUAGGUGAGCAGUUGAAAUUGAGGCAACAGGUGAUAGCGACAGCAACUGUUUAUUUCAAACGUUUCUAUGCUCGCAAUAGUUUAAAAUGCAUUGAUCCAUUGCUACUAGCUCCGACUUCUGUAUUUCUGGCAUCUAAAGUUGAAGAGUUUGGAGUCAUUUCCAAUACUCGUCUAAUUACCACCUGUCAAACUGUAGUUAAGAAUAAAUUCAAUUAUGCUUACACUCAAGAUUUUCCGUAUCGCACGAAUCAUAUUUUGGAGUGCGAAUUUUACCUUCUAGAGCAUCUCGAUUGCUGCCUCAUUGUUUAUCAACCAUAUAGACCACUCCUGACUUUGAUCCAGGAUGUUGGGCCUGACGAUCAAUUAUUAACGCUUGCGUGGAGAAUAAUCAAUGAUAGUUUAAGGACAGAUGUCUGUCUGCUCUAUCCUCCAUAUCAAAUAGCCAUAGGGUGCCUGCAAAUUGCAUGUGUAAUACUUCAAAAAGAUCUGAAGUCAUGGUUCGCCGAGUUGAAUGCGGAUAUGGAAAAAAUCCAGGAGAUCGCACGACAUAUAAUAAAUCUCUAUGAGCUGUGGAAAACGUACGACGAGAAGAAGGAGAUCCAAAGUUUACUCGCAAAAAUGCCAAAACCAAAAGCAGCCCCACAACGCUGACACGAGAGUGAAUUUUCCCAUUAUGAAACAGCAUGAAUCAUUUAAAAAAUAAUUUAUUCAUACUUUUAUUCUAUACAUUUGGACCAAUUCUGUCAGUUUGAGCCUUUUGAGUAACGUUUCCAGAAUUUCUUGACAUCAUCGUGACCGACUUUGGUAACAACCAUAGUUCGUUUUCUGCAAAACAAAUAAUUGUCCAUAAUUAUUUACGCUCAAUUGCAAUUAUCGAUAA